This is a messenger RNA of Aphidius gifuensis, 1996 nucleotides long. It is a transcript of the gene Ets97D, whose product is annotated as DNA-binding protein Ets97D. Gene Ontology annotation, biological process: regulation of transcription by RNA polymerase II; cell differentiation. NCBI's taxonomy places the organism in Eukaryota, Metazoa, Arthropoda, Insecta, Hymenoptera, Braconidae. Gene Ontology annotation, cellular component: nucleus. The record is from RefSeq and is a predicted model, not a curated record. The transcript has 6 exons. The coding region runs from base 159 to 1685 and encodes 508 amino acids. Gene Ontology annotation, molecular function: DNA-binding transcription factor activity, RNA polymerase II-specific; sequence-specific DNA binding.
AGUCAGUCGUUCCAAGUCGUUCCAAAGUACACAAGAGCGUCAACAAAUAAUUUUCAUUCCACGACAACAAAUUGUUUUUAUCUGAUGAUUUAUGUUGUUUUGUUAUUAAAAAAAUUGAAUAACAUUAUUUUGACAUUCAAAUUAUUGUAAUUAUUGUAAUGGCUCAUUCAAGUCAACAUUCAGAUUCAGAAAGAAGUUAUAACGGUGAUGAUGAUUAUGGUCUGAAACCAAUAAAAAUGGAACCAGAAACACUUUUAACCCAGGAUGAUGAUAUUUUGUCAAGUCUUGAUCAUCAAAGUUCAGCUUUAGAUAUAGAAACAAAUUAUCCAGAUGUUGAUUCCAUCAUUGGUGAUGACAACAGUAACGAAGGAGUUUUAUCACAGCAUAUGGAUAUACGUGAACCUUUGUCAAAAUUAAAAAAUCUCUUACAAAUCAGAACUAAUUAUGAUAUUAGUGAUUUUAAAUUUUGGCUACAAGAUUCACAAGAGUUGGAGGGACACAAAAAUUUAGUUGAUCAAUGUGUACAGGGUGAAGGACUGGUUCAAGUUAAUGUUGAAAUAAAAUAUCAUCAAAAAAAAAUUAAUAUUGUUGAUGUUCUCAAACCAGCUGAGGAUUAUUCUGAAGAACCUGAAAAUACUGAACCAGUUGCUCCACAAGAACAUGGAAAAUCAAAGGUUCUUAGAUGGAUGAUUGACACUCAUUUCAAACAAGAACAGGAUCGUUUAAAAAUUCCAUAUGAUCCAAUGUUAUGGGACCAAACACAUGUAAAACAUUGGAUUCAGUGGGCAGUUAGACAGUUUAAUUUAAAAAAAAUUCACUUGUCCGAUUGGAAUAUAACUGGAGCAGAAUUGUGUGCACUUCAAAUGACAGAUUUUCAUAUCAAGGCUCCUGAUGAUCCUGGUGAUGUUUUUUGGACACAUCUUGAACUGUUAAAAAAGUGUAAAUUUGUUGCUGUGGUACAACCAGAUCCAGAACUGAAUGAAAAUCCAGUAGAAAAUAAUAAAAAAAAAUCACAUACAAGUAAUAAAACAAAGUUAAAUACAAAUGUGAAUAGUUCAACAAAAAUAAAUUCAAUUCAGCAUAAUCAAAUGAAAAUGAAUCCAACACAAAGUAAUCAAACAAAAAUAAAUCCAAUUCAAAGUAGUCAAUCACAAGUACAAUUACCAGGUCCAUAUCACAGGCCAUUACAACCAAGACCACCAUCAAUUUAUCAUCAACCACCACCACCACCUCCAACACCACCACAUUUAAAUGGUAACACAAGUCAAGAAUCAUCAACAGCUGAAUCAGGAACAUCAACACAAACAGUACAAUUAAAUAAAACAACAAAUACUGGUCAAAUACAACUUUGGCAAUUUUUAUUAGAAUUAUUAACGUCAAAAGAACACAGAGGUAUUAUAUUAUGGGAAGGUACUGAAGGACAAUUUAGAUUACAACGUCCAGAAACAGUUGCACAAUUAUGGGGUAAAAGAAAAAAUAAACCAUCAAUGAAUUAUGAAAAAUUAAGUCGUGCAUUACGUUAUUAUUAUGAAGGUGAUAUGAUAUCAAAAGUAUCUGGUAAAAGAUUUGCUUAUAAAUUUGAUUGUGAUUUAAAAAGUAUACUUGGUUAUUCAGCUGCUGAAUUAAGUAGGCUUGUUAAUGGACAAAAAAGAAAUGCAAUUUCAGAUGAUGAUUUAAGUGAAUAAACAAAUAAACAAAACAAACAAAAUUCAUAUUUUUUUUUUUUAAUUUUAAAAUACGCUCAAUAUCACAAAAUUUAUAAAAUGUUAAUCAGAAAAGAAAAACAAAGUAUUUAAUAAUUUAAAAUAUAAGUAAAACAUUUUUUUUAAUACAAAAAAAUAGCGAUAAAUUAAUUACAAUUUUAUAUUAUUAGUUUUUUUUUUAUAAUUAAUAUUGUUAAAUUGUAAUACAAUGUUGCUUAUUUAAAAUUAAAAAUAACAAACUUAAUACUAAGCAUUGUAUCAUAGUUAAAAAUAAAAUAAAAAUAUAAUAUAAA